UCGUCGUUUAUUCAUCCGAUUCGAAUGGCCAAGAAGACGAACGCUCAUCCUAUCUCGAAACCUCGGUCAUAGAUCCCAAUAACCGAGCGAGUUAGACUCGGAGGAACUCGACCCUGGCGGUUCGAGUCAAUUUUCGCCUCCCCUUUGUCUGUCUAUCUGCAAAUCAUCCAAUGGAACUCAGCAAGCUCUUCAUUUCCGUGAAGAAACCCCCAAACCUCUUUGCCAAACCCUGCUUCGCGUUCUCCAACUCGACCGAGUCCAACUCAAUCCCUGAACAAGUCACACUGUCUCACACCCUCCAAUCCGACACUCUCAAGACCCUGGAAUGGAGCUCCAUCUGCAAGAAGCUCUCGAAGUUCACGUCGACCUCUAUGGGUUUCUCCGUCGCGCAAAAUGCACAAGUGCCCAUAGGUCGGACCCAGAAGGAAAGCCAGAAACUUCUUGAUCAGACUUCCGCGGCAAGGCUGAUUUCUCAGCCUGUGGACUUUUCUGGUAUCGAUGACUUGACGGAGAUUGUCAAUGUUGCAACUUCGGGUCAGCUUUUAACGAUGAGGGAGCUCUGUACGGUUUGCCGCACGCUGCGUGCUGCAAGAGAGUUGUUCAAAAAGUUGCAGGAGUUGAGUUCAGUUGCUAAUGCUCCAGAAAGGUACUUGCCCCUGCUUGAAAUAUUGCAGAAUUGUGAUUUCCUAGUUGAGUUGGCAAAUAAAAUAGAGUUUUGCAUAGAUUGCAAUUUUUCUGUAAUUCUUGAUAGAGCAAGUGAAGACCUGGAGAUCAUUAGAUCAGAAAGAAAGAGGAACAUGGAAGUUUUAGACUCUUUCUUAAAAGAAGUAUCAUUUCAAAUUUUUAAGGCUGGGGGUAUUGACAAACCAUUAGUCACACGACGUCGAGCUAGGUUGUGUGUGGGUGUCAAGGCUUCUCAUAGACAUCUGCAACCAGAUGGCGUAGUUCUGAAUGUUAGCAGUUCUGGGGCAACAUAUUUUAUGGAACCCAAAGAUGCAAUAGAUCUGAACAACAUGGAAGUAAGGCUUUCAAAUUCUGAGAAGGCUGAGGAAAGAGCAAUUUUGAGCUUGCUUGCCUCUGAGAUAGCAAGUUCAGAAACGAAAAUAAAGUAUCUAUUAGAUAGAAUUCUUGAGGUUGACCUUGCUUUUGCAAGGGCUGCCUAUGCUCAAUGGAUGAAUGGGAAAUGUCCAAUUUUCAGUUUAGGGAAUUUUGAAGGUGGUGAUUACAAUGGAGAUGAUGAAACUUUACUAGUUGACAUCGAUGGCAUACGACAUCCCUUACUUUUGGAGUCCUCCCUGAAUAGAUUUCCAGACAAUCUUGAUCUGAGAUCAGGAGAUGCUGACGAGUUGGGUAAUAAAAAUGCAGUAGUGGCUUCUAGAAAUUUGUCACAAGCCAUAGAUGACUUUCCUGUACCUGUUGACUUUAAAAUUGGUCGUGGAACCAGAGUGGUGGUGAUCUCAGGACCUAAUACUGGAGGGAAAACUGCUUCCAUGAAAAAUUUGGGCCUGACUUCGCUCAUGUCAAAAUCUGGAAUGCAUUUGCCUGCGAAGAGCUGUCCCAAACUUCCUUGGUUUGAUCUUAUAUUGGCAGAUAUUGGAGAUCACCAGUCUCUAGAACAAAAUCUCUCAACUUUUAGUGGGCAUAUCUCAAGAAUCUGUAAAAUUUUGGAAGUGGCCUCAAAAAAGUCACUUGUUCUCAUCGAUGAAAUUGGCAGUGGAACUGAUCCAUCUGAAGGUGUAGCUCUUUCUGCUAGUAUCUUGCAAUAUCUGAAGGAUCGGGUGAACUUGGCUGUUGUGACUACACAUUAUGCUGAUCUGAGUUGUCUAAAAGAUAGGGAUAACUGUUUUGACAAUGCAGCAAUGGACUUCUCUCUAGAAACAUUACAACCUACUUAUAAGAUUUUAUGGGGAUGUAGUGGUGAUUCAAAUGCAUUAAGUAUAGCUAAAUCUAUUGGCUUUGAUAAUAAUAUAAUUGAAGGUGCCAAAAAAUGGGUGGAGAAGUUAAAGCCAGAACAGCAACAAGAGCGGAGAGGAAUGUUGUAUCACUCUCUGCAGGAGGAAAGAAACCGAUUGAAAUCCCAGGCUGAAAGGGUUGCAUCUGUUCGAGCUGAAAUUUUGAACAUCUACUGUGAGAUCCAAGAGGAAGCAGAAGAUCUUGAGCAACGUGAGAGGGCUCUUAUGGAGAAGGAAACUCGACAGGUCCAACAAGAGCUACUGGAUGCAAAAUCUCAGAUGGAAACUAUAAUAAAGAAGUUUGAAAAACAACUCAGAACUGUUGGUCGUGAUCAAUUGAAUUUAUUAAUUAAGGAAUCUGAAUCUGCAAUUGCCUCUAUUGUAAAAGUUCAUGCUGCUCCUGUUAAUUUUCCUGGUAAUGAAGCUGAUCAGAUUCCAUAUACACCACAAUUUGGAGAGCAAGUUCGAGUUGAGGGCCUCGGAGGGAAAUUGGGCACAGUGGUGGAACAGCCAGGGGAUGAUGAAACGAUACUUGUACAAUAUGGUAAAGUGAAGGUCCGGGUGAAGAAAAGUAGCAUCAGAGCUAUUCAUUCGAAUGGAAAGAAUUCUAUAUCUAGUUCUGUUGCACGUCUGGGGAGGCAGCAGAGUCGGCAGAACAGAGAAUCGGGCAGUAAUACAGAGACCAUCAGCAAUGGAGAGCCUUCCUAUGGUCCAGUGGUGCAAACAUCCAAGAACACAGUGGAUUUGCGAGGUAUGAGGGUGGAAGAAGCUUCUAUACAGCUUGAGAUGGCAAUUAAUGGAAGCCGUCCAUAUUCGGUUCUCUUUGUCAUACACGGAAUGGGUACUGGUGCAGUUAAAAAUCGUGCACUUGAGAUACUGACAAAUCAUGCCAGAGUCACUAAUCAUGAGCCAGCAAGUCCUAUGAACUAUGGUUGUACAGUUGCUUAUAUCAAGUGAAUCAACCUUCAUUUUUGUCUCUCGACCAGGUUGAUUUCGCCUGAGGAACUGCUCUUAAAUAGUAGUAAAUCUUUUUUUAA
Messenger RNA from Prosopis cineraria, 2989 nucleotides. RefSeq lists its product as uncharacterized. NCBI's taxonomy places the organism in Eukaryota, Viridiplantae, Streptophyta, Magnoliopsida, Fabales, Fabaceae. Bases 171 to 2909 code for a protein of 912 amino acids. Gene Ontology annotation, molecular function: ATP binding; mismatched DNA binding; ATP hydrolysis activity. Gene Ontology annotation, biological process: mismatch repair; negative regulation of DNA recombination. The record is from RefSeq and is a predicted model, not a curated record. The transcript has 5 exons.